AUGACCACCCUCCGCGAUCAAGGGCGUCACAUCGGCCCCGUCAACGUCGAGCAAGUGCUCAAGGACGUCAACAUCCUCGGCUCCGUCACCGACCAGACCCGCAAGAUCCUCAGCAAGGAAGCCGUCGUCUUCCUCGCCGUCCUCCACCGCACAUUCAAUGGCACCCGCAAGGCGCUGCUCCAGCGUCGCCAGAUCCGACAAGCCGAGCUCGACAAGGGCAACUUGCUAGACUUCCUCCCCGAGACGCAGCAUAUCCGCGAGAACGAUGCGUGGAAGGGCCCGCCGCCUGCGCCGGGUCUGGUAGAUAGACGGAUUGAGAUUACCGGACCGACGGAUAGGAAGAUGGUUGUGAAUGCGCUGAACUCGGACGUGUGGACGUACAUGGCGGACUUUGAAGACUCGAGCGCACCAACCUGGGAGAACAUGAUCAACGGCCAGCUGAACCUCUACGACGCCAUCCGCAAGCAGGUCGACUUCAAGCAGGGUGAGAAGGAGUACAAGCUCCGCACCGACCGCGUCCUACCCACACUCAUUGCGCGUGCUCGAGGCUGGCAUUUGGAGGAGAAGCACUUCACCGUCGACGGCGAGCCGAUCUCUGGCUCGCUGUUCGAUUUCGGCUUGUACUUCUUCAACAACGCGGAGGAGCUCGUCAAGCGUGGCACAGGGCCGUACUUCUACCUGCCGAAGAUGGAGAGCCAUCUUGAGGCGAGACUGUGGAAUGAUGUUUUCAAUCUCGCGCAAGACUAUAUUGGUAUGAGGAGGGGUACGAUCCGAGGCACGGUGCUUAUCGAGACGAUUCCGGCUGCCUUCGAGAUGGAUGAGAUCAUCUACGAGCUCCGCGACCACUCCUCCGGCCUCAACUGCGGCCGCUGGGACUACAUCUUCUCCGUCAUCAAGCGCUUCCGGCAAAACAGCGCCUUCGUCCUGCCCGACCGCAGCAGCGUCACCAUGACCGUCCCCUUCAUGGACGCCUACGUCAAACUCCUCAUCAAAACGUGCCAUCGCCGCGGCGUCCACGCCAUGGGAGGCAUGGCCGCCCAGAUCCCCAUCAAAGACGACAAGGAAGCCAACGACAAGGCGAUGGAUAGCGUGCGCGCCGACAAACUCCGCGAAGUCCGUGCGGGCCACGACGGGACUUGGGUCGCUCAUCCGGCGCUCGCGGGUAUCGCCGCCGAUGUCUUCAACACGAACAUGCCCACACCCAACCAACUCCACGUGCGUCGGGAAGACGUCCACAUCACCGCCAACGACCUGCUCAACAUGAACGUCCCCGGCAAAAUCACCGAAGAGGGCAUCCGCAAGAACCUCAACAUCGGGCUGGGCUACAUGGAAGGCUGGCUCCGCGGCGUGGGGUGCGUGCCCAUCAACUACCUCAUGGAGGAUGCGGCGACGGCGGAAGUCUCGCGCUCGCAGCUGUGGCAGUGGGUCAAGCAUGGCGUCCCCACGGCCGAAGGCAAGAAGGUGGACAAGGCGUACGCGCUGAAGCUGUUGCAGGAGCAGGCGAGUGAGUUGGAGGGCAAGGCGCCCAAGGGGAACAAGUAUCAGCUUGCCGCCAAGUACUUUGGCACGCAGGUUACUGGGGAGGAUUAUGCGGAGUUUUUGACGUCGCUGCUUUAUAAUGAGAUUACGAAUGUGAGUGAGAAGACGCCGGCGGCCAAGCUUUGA
Baudoinia panamericana UAMH 10762 is the source of this 1665-nucleotide messenger RNA. RefSeq lists its product as uncharacterized. Gene Ontology annotation, molecular function: malate synthase activity. Bases 1 to 1665 code for a protein of 554 amino acids. Gene Ontology annotation, cellular component: cytoplasm; peroxisomal matrix. Gene Ontology annotation, biological process: glyoxylate cycle. Lineage: Eukaryota; Fungi; Ascomycota; Dothideomycetes; Mycosphaerellales; Teratosphaeriaceae. The transcript has 4 exons. The record is from RefSeq and is a predicted model, not a curated record.